Acaulospora colombiana is the source of this 252-nucleotide messenger RNA. The record is from the annotation of a GenBank genome assembly. Lineage: Eukaryota; Fungi; Glomeromycota; Glomeromycetes; Diversisporales; Acaulosporaceae.
AUGUCCAUCACCGAACCACUUACCAACACUUUAAAUCCCACCACCUCAUCAACACUGACCAUUCGAAUUGUAAAGAACUUUGAGUAUCGUACAGUCAAGAACUUGGUCUUGCAACAUGUAAAUUUGGAGACCACCACGGUUGGAGAGUUGAAAAAUAUCAUCAGAGAAAAGAACGAGUCCGAAAUCUCAUUUUUCAAUAGGGAGGCUUACGAAGCUUAUAAAUUACAUCCUGAUGUGAUUAAAUGGGAUUGA